AACCGGAAGUGGUAGUUUAACACCCGGAAGCGACUGUUUGUGUUUUUGUGUCUGAAAGGCGCCCAAUUAGGCUCCGUUAUCCGCUAUUAUUGACACCGGUAACUCCUCGUCGACCCGCAGAGUUCGUCCACCGGCUGUAGGGACUCACCGGGAGUCUGUGUGUGAGCCACCGGCGUGUCCUCCGGUCCCCGGUGCGUCUGGUUGCCGGUAGCCGGGUUAGCUGGCCGUCAUGGCGGCUGGAGGCGGCGCGGCGACUCCGCAUGUCGGUGAUGUUGAAGAAGACGCUUCUCAGCUGCUGUUUCCUAAAGAGUUCGAGAACGCCGAGACGCUGCUGAACUCGGAGGUCCACAUGUUGCUGGAACACAGGAAGCAGCAGAACGAGAGCGCCGAGGACGAGCAGGAGCUGUCCGAGGUCUUCAUGAAGACGCUCAACUACACGGCCCGGUUCAGUCGCUUCAAGAACCGCGAGACCAUCACAGCCGUGCGCAGUCUCCUCCUGCAGAAGAAGCUCCAUAAGUUCGAGUUGGCCAGUUUGGCAAAUCUUUGUCCUGAAGCUGCUGAAGAGGCCAAAGCUCUGAUCCCGAGUCUGGAGGGUCGGUUCGAAGACGAGGAGCUGCAGCAGAUUCUGGACGACAUCCAGACCAAGAGGAGCUUCCAGUACUGAGGCCGGUUUACACCUCGUUAGUCUCUGUUCACGUCGGACUGAUGGUUUCCAGCAGCUUUUCAUUCCUUUUACUGUCACAAUAAAGUCUAGUUUGUCUUUUUUUUU
Molecule: messenger RNA, 769 nt
Organism: Stegastes partitus (bicolor damselfish)
Lineage: Eukaryota; Metazoa; Chordata; Actinopteri; Pomacentridae
Gene: polr2d
Product: RNA polymerase II subunit D
Exons: 4
Coding region: 230-664 (144 amino acids)
Biological process (GO): DNA-templated transcription initiation
Cellular component (GO): RNA polymerase complex
Molecular function (GO): nucleotide binding
Source: RefSeq, a predicted model, not a curated record